UUUUUCGAAAAAUAUUGUAAAAUAGAUUGUGUUCAUAAAAUAAUUUUUUAAAAAUGAAACUUGCAACUACAAUGUUCGCUUUAAUUAUAUUUGCUGCUCACAUGGGCUUGUUGAUUUAUGCUUAUAAUUAUUAUAAAAAUAUAUCAACAAUUUUUCAUUUACGCAUAGACCAUGGUUGCUACUCAUUGAUUUCACUGAUGGUAAUGUCCAUAGCCGUUUGUUUAUUUCGUAUAUUACAAGAUGUUGAAACUUUUCCCAUUAAAUUCAUGCAUGCUUUCCUUCAUAUGUUAGCCAGUGCCAUAAUGUAUUAUUCCCUUCUCGAUUUGGAAGAUCCGAAUUGGCAUUAUUUACAUGGCUUUCCAGCAUUUGUUGUAUAUUAUGGCUAUUUUGCACAGAUGGCUUUUGCUUUGUUUAUUUUUAUGGCUUUACCAUCUGGAGAACUUCGUGAGGCUCUAGCAGCUAUUCAUAGUGUGAUUGGUGUUUGGUUAUAUUAUUGUUAUAUCGGUAUAGCUAUAACCGGCUUACAUUACUGCAGCACCAAGGAUCAGGAUCGUUAUAAGGAAGAAACUAAUCCAUCUGGUGUGGAGAGUGAUGCUUGUUUAAAACUAUUGGUUUACUAUAAAAAUUUAUUAAUAAUUUCCGCUAUAUUAAUAAAUUUCUUAUUAUUGUUUCCAUAUUUUCAAUGGGAUUUGAUAGAUCCAUUAUAAAGGCCAUUUUUGUAACCACUCUUACACAAACU
Molecule: messenger RNA, 739 nt
Organism: Lucilia sericata (common green bottle fly)
Lineage: Eukaryota; Metazoa; Arthropoda; Insecta; Diptera; Calliphoridae
Exons: 4
Coding region: 54-707 (217 amino acids)
Source: RefSeq, a predicted model, not a curated record